This is a messenger RNA of Marasmius oreades (fairy-ring Marasmius), 1227 nucleotides long. RefSeq lists its product as uncharacterized. Bases 1 to 1227 code for a protein of 408 amino acids. The transcript is spliced from 4 exons. The record is from RefSeq and is a predicted model, not a curated record. Lineage: Eukaryota; Fungi; Basidiomycota; Agaricomycetes; Agaricales; Marasmiaceae. Gene Ontology annotation, molecular function: nucleic acid binding.
AUGUCUGCGAGCACAAUUGCUCGGUGGGACGCAAUUGCUCUGACCAGUUCAGAACGUUCACAGGGCCCUUCCAAUUUGAAGCGCCCACGGGAUGUCGAUGACACCGACGACGACGAUAUUUCCAUUGUGUCUCGUACCCCUUCCCCUUCUCCGGAUGCAAUGGAUGUAGACCAAGGUAUGUCCCAUUAUGACGAAUAUCUUCGCGCUCCAACUCGCGAAGUUAUCACCGUCGAAACGAAAAUCAAACCAACCAACAAGGGUUUUGCCCUGUUGGCGAAGCUGGGAUGGUCGGAAGGUCAACCGCUUGGAGUCUCGGGAGAUGGUCGAGUAGACCCAAUACCUUUCCAAAUGAAGUCUGAUUCCACGGGAAUCGGCAAAGCCAGUCAAGACGUUCGAAUGAUUGAGAGCACCGUUUCGCAACGACGUGAAAUGGAUUCGGAACGUCAACAAAAAGAGACGGAGGAACAACGUCAGGCUAGAGAGGAUGCCGUCGCACGCAAAUCAGCAUUAGCCUCCGAAAUUUCUGACUCCCUGAAGGCAUUUUACUGUGCACUAUGCGACAAGCAAUUCAAGAAUGUCGCUCAGUAUGACGAACACACAAAUUCUUACGCGCACCACCACAAAGCGCGUUUCAAGGAUAUGCAAGCAAGCGUGCGCUUGAAGCCUCAGGGAGAGAUCGACAAAAGGAAGGAGAAGGAAAGGAGGAGGGAGGAAAAAGAGCUCAGGAAGAUUGCUGCUGCGAGUGGGAUCAAGGUGGCAAAGCAAUCGUCCAAUCCAGUUCUAACGACGAUGUCGUCGUCUUAUAUCAGCCUUAGUAAUUCCACCUCGACAACCGAAAACUUGAGUGGUGGUGGUGGUGGUGGUGGUGGAUGGGCUCCCGUGUCUACUGCACCCUCAGGAUUCAAGAAGUCUGGAUGGGCUGCAGUCGGGUCUUCGAACAGUCCAAGUACGACAACCGUACCUCUCUCCCCCUCCGAACCUCCUCCACUCCCACCUCCUUCACAGCCGCCAAUGACUACUCAGUCCGGGUUUCGCACCGCGGGUUGGACAUCUUUGGAUACAUCUCAGGGCACGAAUAUGAAUCAGCCAACCCUAGAACCUUCCUCGAAACCCUCUCUUUCGGCGCCGUCCCCGUCCCUGGAUACCCCAUACCCUUCACCUUCAAAGUCUCAAUCGAACCGGAAUGGCUGGCAGCGAUUUCAACUAAACAAUGGCAGUCGACGAUAG